This is a messenger RNA of Drosophila guanche, 976 nucleotides long. Its product is annotated as MIT domain-containing protein 1. The record is from RefSeq and is a predicted model, not a curated record. NCBI's taxonomy places the organism in Eukaryota, Metazoa, Arthropoda, Insecta, Diptera, Drosophilidae. The transcript has a single exon. The coding region runs from base 77 to 901 and encodes 274 amino acids.
GUGUCAGUGUCAGUUUCACAAAACUAACGAAAAUUCUCAGUUUAACAAAAUCUAAGCCACACUUUUGGCCUCUACAAUGUCACAUCAGCCCUUCCCCCACGCCGACGAUGAGGAGGAGCCGCCCAAACUUGAGCCAAUUAUCAGUGCGAUGAAGUGCGAGCAGACGGGACACAUUAUGGAGGCCAUUCUGUUGUACGAGGAGAGCAUCUACAAGCUGAAUCAGAUGUGCGAGACGGAGCCCAACAAGAGGCAGCUGUGCGGCAAGUAUAUGAUGAUAUACGAGUCCCGGGCCAAGCAGCUUAGGGAUCAGGUGAAGAGCCACUUGCAAGCCAGCAGGGUGCUGGACCACAUCAGCAUUGAGCGUGAUUCGCGCGGCAAGAGCUAUCAGCGACUGUUCGGGGCCUAUCUGGACGACAGUGUCAAGGAGGCGCACAUCAAUGAGCCGCACCUGACGGACCAGAAUCAUAUUCGGAAUCUACUGAACUUCCUGGAAGUGCUGGUCAAGAACUGUCGCUUUUUGAAGUACAUUCGCCUCACCACCCGUCCAGAUCCCGUUGUGCCCAGGAACCAGCAGCUCAUCCUAGAACAGAUACGCUCAGAUCUGGCCACCGGCAACAUUCAGCUGCACUACCAAAUGGACGACACCCUGCACGACCGCAAGAUCGUGCUCAGCUCGGGUGUGGUGAUCAAGAUUGGUCGCGGUCUGCACUACUUUGAGGCCAGUGACAAUAGCCACAGCCUGGGCUUGUGCGACUUUGAUUUUCGCAAGUGUCAGGCCACCGAGGUGGACAUCUGGAAGUGUCGGGCCUUUGCCAAGAAGCCCAAGAACCCGGGCGAGCCACACAACGACGAGGAACAAUCGCACCCCGAGACGGAGGCUCCCGGUUACUCCAGUGACUAGAGGAGAGGGCGACUUAUCACCCGAAAUAGUACUAGAAAUCAAUAAAAGCAGCUGUCGUUAAUCGCUGGAAAGUCA